Molecule: messenger RNA, 1149 nt
Organism: Cloeon dipterum
Lineage: Eukaryota; Metazoa; Arthropoda; Insecta; Ephemeroptera; Baetidae
Exons: 3
Coding region: 423-1112 (229 amino acids)
Source: RefSeq, a predicted model, not a curated record
AUAAAAUAUGUAUUACUAUUCAAUGUUUGGGUUUUUCUAUGAAAACAAACAAACUUGAAUUUUAAAAUUGAGUAACAGCGAAAAGGCAGUCGGAGGGGAUAAACAAAACAAAUAGUAAACAUUAAUGCUGCUCGGGUAAGCACACAUUGCAGUUCUCAUUCUGCGUGUUAUCACUUGUAAGCACAUAUAUAGUGACGUAAUAUUUUUGAGGACUCCCGAGUGUGAAAAAUUUUUCGUCGGAAGGUGGGUUGAUUGCUACGACUGUUAUCAGCCAGUCGGUACAAGUAUUUCCAGCAGUGAUAAGCAACGCUUUUCAGCACCGAAAAACGCAGAUUAAAAAUACUUAUUUAGUGAUCAUUCGAGGUGCGACCACUCCAGUUCUGCCCAUUUAGGCCCAGAUUCUGCGUAGCAGCUGCUCAAAUAUGGACGUCGAGGAGCGAAAAGGCAACGACGAGGCUAUCAAAUCUGCGGAACCAGAGUUGAGAAACGGCUCCGCGACGCCUGAUGAGACUGAUGACAGUGGCAAUAUUCACGAGAACGGCAUGCCAAAGCAUGAGGAGGACGUAGAAAUAAGUAAAGAGAGCGACGAGUGUCUGAGAAAGCAGUCAAAUCAUGUCGAGAAUUUUGCAGGAAACAAGCCGGCUGUGGCCAAAGAAGGCGCGAUUCAUUCACUGGCCGACAGGAACACAAAUUUGAGCGCGGUGCGCCGCUCGUGGAGCUCAUUCACCUCCAACAUUUCAUCCAGCUCAGUCGCCGAGAGCGUGCAUGCCCACAGACAGCAGUUUUUGGUGCGCAGGGCAAAGUUCAACCAAGGUGCCGCAGAGGCGGCGACGCCGGACCCAGCGGCCAGGCCGGCCAACAAGAAGUUUGAGAUCGAGCUGCGCGCGCUAAAGCUCGGCGAGCGAAAGAAAGUUUUAGACAACGAUUCGUCAUGGCAGAAACACAAAUCAGAAAAAGAAGAGACGAGAACACAGCCAGCAUUUGAGUUUCGAAGGCAGGGCAGUGUGCGUGACAGAGUUCAAAGGUACACGCAGCUGGCGUCGAUGAGCCAGCUGAGCAGCUCGCGCAAGAGUUUGCAGCAAGAAGAGCCUCCGCGAGAAGAGGAGUCGUGAGAAUAAAAGAUUGUGCAGUGUUUACAUCAACAACGUA